Jaculus jaculus (lesser Egyptian jerboa) is the source of this 3545-nucleotide messenger RNA. Its product is annotated as protocadherin beta-5-like. NCBI's taxonomy places the organism in Eukaryota, Metazoa, Chordata, Mammalia, Rodentia, Dipodidae. Gene Ontology annotation, molecular function: calcium ion binding. The record is from RefSeq and is a predicted model, not a curated record. Bases 191 to 2554 code for a protein of 787 amino acids. The transcript has a single exon. Gene Ontology annotation, cellular component: plasma membrane. Gene Ontology annotation, biological process: homophilic cell-cell adhesion.
UUAAGCUGGCAAUCAGGAAAAUGAUUGCUCCGUGAAAGGAGGCAUUUAGAUAAGAUCUAGGGUAUACAUCUCUAAAGAAGGCAUCUUUCUAUCAAAAUUUAGUAAGAAUUAAUUCUAGGUAAUAUAAUUAACCCAUCUGGGUGGAGUGUAACCGACUUGAAGAAACUGCCUUUUGGACCCUGUCUGAACAAUGGAGACAGCGCUACCAAAAACGCCAUGGAAAAGGCAAGUUCUUUUUCUUGCUGUUCUGUUGCUUGUGUGGGAGGUUGGCUGUGAGGCAAUUCGGUAUUCCCUGCCAGAAGAAACAGAAAGUGGCUACUUGUUGGCCAACCUGGCAAAAGAUCUGGGGCUGAGGGUGGGGGAACUGGCCACUCGAGGUGCGCGAAUGCAUUUCAAAGGAAACAAACAGCUCUUGCAGCUCGAUGUAAAGACCGGAGAUUUGCUGGUUUAUGAAAAACUAGACCGCGAGGUGCUGUGCGGGGGGACAGAUCCCUGUAUAUUGCAUUUCCAACUGUUACUAGAAAACCCCGUGCAUAUUUUUCAAACUGAUCUGCAACUCACAGAUAUCAACGACCAUUCCCCAGAGUUCCCAGACAGGGAAAUGCUCCUGAGAAUCCCAGAGAACGCCCAGCCAGGGACUGUGUUUCCACUGAAAGCAGCUCAGGACUUUGACAUAGGUCGCAACACCAUACAGAACUACACCAUCAACCCCAAUGCCAAUUUUCAUGUAGUUACACGCCACCGCGGAGGUGAGAGGAGAUAUCCAGAGCUGGUUCUGGACAAGGCACUGGACAGGGAGGAGCAGCCUGAGCUCAGAUUAACCCUCACCGCGCUGGAUGGUGGGGCUCCACCCAGGUCUGGGACCAUGACAGUGUGCAUUGAAGUUGUGGACAUUAAUGAUAAUGCUCCCCAGUUUGCUCAAUCACUCUAUGAGGUACAGGUUCCUGAGGACAGCCCGCUCAAUUCCUUAGUUGUCACUGUCUCUGCCCAAGAUUUGGAUUCUGGAACCCAUGGAAAGAUAACCUAUGCUCUAUUUCAUGAUGAUGACUUAUUUGAAACAUUUGUAAUAGACGAAAGCACAGGAGAAAUUCAUCUGAAAAGGGCUUUGGAUUUCGAGGCAAGUCGAUACUUCAACAUGGAAAUUAUAGCCUCAGAUAGUGAUGGCUUUUCAGGAAAAUGCACUGUCGCUGUCGAGGUGGUGGACAUGAAUGACAACGCCCCAGAGCUAACAUUGUCGAAGCUCACAAGCUCCAUCCCAGAAAACUCCCCAGAGACUGUAGUUGCUGUUUUCAGUGUUUUUGACCCAGACUCCGGAGACAAUGGCAGGAUGGUGUGCUCAAUUCAGAACGAUCUCCCCUUCUUUUUAAAGCCCACGUUCAAGAACUUUUACACGUUAGUGACAGAGGGACCACUGGACAGAGAGAGCAGAGACGAGUACAACAUCACCAUCACCGUCUCAGACAUGGGCACACCCAGGCUGAAAACGGAGCACAACAUAACAGUGCAGGUGUCCGACGUGAACGACAACGCCCCAGCCUUCAGCCAAACCUCCUACACCCUGUUGGUCCCAGAGAACAACAGCCCCGGCCUGCACAUAGGCACAGUGAGCGCCACAGACACAGACUCAGGCACCAAUGCCCAGAUCACCUACUCGCUGCUGCCGCCCCAGGAAGGCGACCAAGACCCGCAGCUGGCCCUCGCCUCGCUGCUGUCCAUCCACGCGGACAGCGGGCAGCUGUUCGCCCUGCGCGCGCUGGACUACGAGGCGCUGCGGGCCUUCGAGUUCCGCGUGGGCGCCGCCGACCGAGGCUCGCCCGCGCUCAGCAGCCAGGCGCUGGUGCGCGUGCUGGUGCUGGACGCCAACGACCACGCGCCCUUCGUGCUCUACCCGCCGCACAACGCGUCGACGCCCUGCACCGAGCUGCUGCCCAGGGCGGCUGAGCCCGGCUACCUGCUCACCAAGGUGGUGGCGGUGGACGGCGACUCGGGCCGCAACGCCUGGCUGUCCUUCCAGCUGCUGCAGGCCAGCGAGCCCGGGCUGUUCAGCGUGUGGGCGCACAAUGGCGAGGUGCGCACCGCCAGGCUGCUGAGCGAGCGCGACGCGCCCAGGCACAGGCUGCUCGUGCUGGUCCAGGACAAUGGCGAGCCGCCGCUGUCGGCCAGCGUCACGUUGCACGUGCUGCUGGUGGACGGCUUCUCGCAGCCCUACCUGCCCGUGGCCGAGGGCGCGCGCGACCCGGCGCCGCCCGACGCGCUCACUGUCUACCUGGUCAUCGCCCUGGCGUCGGUGUCUUCGCUCUUCCUCUUCUCUGUGCUCGUGUUGGUGGCGGUCAGGCUGUGCAGGAGGAGCGGGGCGUCCUCGCUGGGCGGCUGCUCUCUGCCUGAGGGCCACUUUCCUGGACACCUGGUGGACGUCAGCGGGGCGGGGACGCUGUCCCACACCUACCAGUAUGAGGUGUGUCUGACUGGAGAAUCCGCAAACAAGGAGUUCAAGUUUCUGAAUCCCAUUAUCCCUCCCAAUGUGAUUCAAGACACGCAGCAAUAUUUCACUUGAAGUGGGAAGUUAAGGUUCAAUAACAGAAGAAUUAGAAUUAGAAUUUGGGUACAAGUAUCUCCCUGUUAAAUCAGUUAUAUUUUCUUGAGGUAAUUCAUUUAUGUAUUUAUUUUACUUUCUUUUUGUUUACUAGUGGUGAAAUAUAUUCCUUUCUUCGUCUGCUUCCUAUUUAACCAAUACCAACUUAUUGCAUCUUUUUCUUUCACUUGGUAUGGAAGCAUAAACAAAUUUGUUGUGUUUUAGGGUGAUUUCAAAUAGGGUUAAGAACUCAUUUCAUAUUUAGUAUUUUAUCAUCAUUGUCGAUUUUCCACCCACUAAUUUCAUAGCUUAUCUUGUUGAGUGUAUUUAUAUAAUUUGAUUUAUAUUAUUCAAUACAUUUUAUCACAGUUUAUUAAUUGUGCAUAGUGGUAGGGUUUAUUUUGAACAUUUUUCAUACAUGCAUAUAACAUACUUUGGGAAUAUUCACCCCUGAUUACCCUCUAGAAUCCUCUCAGUUGUGUCUCAUCCACUUCAACCUCAGUAAUAGCCCAAUAUAUUUUUACGUUUCUAUCUCUCUCAUGUGAGAGAAAAAAUUUACUGCUUGUCUUUUUAAGUGUGGUUAUUUAGUUUGCCAAGAGGUUGCCAACAAUUUCCUACAAGUUUCAUGAUUUCAUUCUCUUAUGCAGAAUAAAACACCAUUGUGCAUAGUUACUGUAUUUUCUUCAUCGACUCAUAAGUGCCUUGUGCAUAGAUAAUGAAGUGCAAGGACCAAUGAAAUAUUCUUUCUUUAAGACUAUAUGGCAUGUCGGUGUUUUAGGUGACUAGGACCACAACAAAAGUAACACCUCUAAUUCAUUCUUUUUAUUGAUUAUUGCAAUGAAAAUUUGAGAUUAUGUCUUUGUUCUAGCAAAAUGGGCAAAAAUAUACCCAAAUACAGCAAGUUACUUUUAGAUGAUUAUUUUUAGGGUCACUCAAAUCAUAUUCAUGACUCCUGAAGAAAAAAUAAAAUAAA